This is a messenger RNA of Ipomoea triloba (trilobed morning glory), 925 nucleotides long. Its product is annotated as pollen-specific leucine-rich repeat extensin-like protein 4. The coding region runs from base 156 to 581 and encodes 141 amino acids. Lineage: Eukaryota; Viridiplantae; Streptophyta; Magnoliopsida; Solanales; Convolvulaceae. The transcript has 4 exons. The record is from RefSeq and is a predicted model, not a curated record.
CCCAGGCCUCUCAUCUUCACUUCACUUUACUCUCUCCCCACUCCCCAGCACGAAAAGUACCACCACAGUUCACACUUAACCCCCCAUCCCCCUCACACCGCUCUCCGCUCGCCCUGCAUUUUCUGCUUUCUUUCAUCGCAUCUCAUCGGGUAACAAUGCCGAUCAACACCGAGUCCACGCCGCCUCCGAGGAUCGGAAAGAUCGGACCCUACACUGUCUUCAUAACACCUCCCUCCACUCCUACAACACCUCACACUCCUUCCAACCCCCCCGCCGCUUCUCCCACCAAACCCCAGAUUCACACGCCGCCGCCUGCGGUCAAGACUCCGCCUCCGGUCAUGGUACCUCCCAAACAAUACGAUAGCUACCCUACUAAGCCCCACUCGGCUUUCGGCUUUUUCUGGGACGCCGUAGCUAAAGUCCAAAUUGCGCACGCGAGUUUGGAUGAGAGCGUGGCGUAUUGGUUCGGGUUGAAUCAAUCCAAGUAUCAGUGGGCGCUUGAUGAUUACUACGAGAGCAAGGGAAUUAAUCCAGCAGAAGCAAAAGCCAGAGCAUUGCCUAGCAAAGUAGAUAAUGUAUAACAAGCCUAUAUUAUUUUGCCAGGGUUAUCUUGAAAUGGAUGCCUGCAAAAUGCUGCCCCGGCAAGUAGAUGUAACAUGUCCAGUAGCAGAGUAGUCCACCAAUGCCCUUUAAUAUGGCUAUGGCUGUUGAUUUUUUAGCUGCAAUGAUGCAGUGACUAAGUGGUGUGGUGUUUUGUAUUGUCCUCUUCUAGUUAUUAUUAUUAUUUUUUUUUUUGAUCAAGUUGCUUGAAGCAAAGAUCUGUUAAUAUACUUUUCGAGAGAACAUAAUCUUGUGUUGUAUACUUGUAUACCCAAGCAGCAUAUUGGUUGAUGUUUAAUACAUAUGCAAUCAGGAUUUGAACUAA